AUGAAUGUGCAAGUAGUUGAUGAUUUGCUAGAUGAUGGUGGAAUACAUGCAGUUAGCACAGAAUUGUGGUGCAAUGACAUUGCUGAAGAUGUACUUUUAGAAGAAGAUGAUGAUGCCGUAGAAGAAACAGAUAUGGACAAUAUGUUUGAUGAAACCAACUACCCAACACUGACUGAAAUAGAAAACGCAAAAGAACCAGAAAUUGGCAUGUGUUUUGCUAGUAAAGAUGAGGAAUAUCAUUUCUUUAAAGUACAGGGCAGAGGUGUGCUGAAUGAUGACCCAGGAAGAAAGCGAAGGAGCAACGUUGUCAUGCGCACAGAAUGCAAAGUCUCAAUGCGUGUGAAACUAGAUUCAAACCAGUGGAAGAUUAUUGGUCUCAACUUGGAGCGCAACCAUGAACUAGCCCCAUCAAAAUGGCUUGUUCAUUUCAUGAAAUGCCACAAAAGCAUGACACCAGCUGAGAAGAAGUUUAUCGAAAUAUUGCAGAACAGCAGGGUGCCUCCAAGAAAAGUAAUGUCCAUAUUCAGAAUGCUGAGGAUCCAUCUUCGAGCUGUGGGUUUCGAUGCAAGAGAUGUCACAAAUUUGAAAAGCCAAGAAAAUAAGAAGCAUAGGAACAAGUAUGUUGAUGAGUUGCUGACAUUGUUCAAAGAUAGGCAGAAGAGAAUACCAGGAUUUUACUAUAGCUUGCAGACAAAUGAAGAUGGAACAGUACGUAGUGUGUUUUGGACAGAUGCAGUUGGCAGGUCAAACUACAAGGUUUAUGGAGUGUACAUAUCAUUUGACACCACGUUUAGCACUAACGUCUAUGACAUGCCAUUUGCACCAAUAGUGGGAGUGGACAACCAUGGCAAGACAAUUCUAUUUGGAUGUGGUCUUCUGAAAGAUCAGACAGCUGAGAGUUUUGAGUGGUUGUUUGACACAUUCUUGGCUGCUAAUGAUGGCAAAAUACCAAAGACAAUAAUAACAGACCAGGACCAGGCAAUUGCAAUUGCACUGAAUUCUAAAUUUCCAUAUUCAGUACGAAGGUUCUGCUACUGGCAUAUCAUUAAGGUAAUGAAGCAGAAACAGUAUGCAUACUUUAAGGCUCGUAAAGGUUUGUACAGAGAAAUCAAACGAGCUGUGAAGGACUCAUUCACACCAAGUGAGUUUGAGCAAAGGUGGCAUGAAGUUCUAACAAAAUACAAUGCUACAGACAACAACAGAUUAAAUUACUUGUAUAACAUAAGGAGGUACUGGGUGCCAGCAUACUUUAUGGACUGUUUUUACCCUUUUUCAAGUACUACUGGACGAAGUGAGAGCACAAAUGCAAUGUUCAAAGGAUAUGUCGCCCAUAAGGACACAAUUGUAAAUUUUUUUGCUGCUUAUGAAAACAUACAGGAGAAGAGUUUGUCAUCGUUGGACAGGUGCAGAUUUGAUUCUGAGUUGAAAAAACCCAACCAAUGGUCAUACAAUUGUUUGGAGGAGGAUGCUUCGAAGAUAUAUACAAACGCAAUUUUCAGGAAAAUUCAAAAGGAAUUCAGGAACAGCACAGCGUAUGGGGUUGCAGAAAUAAUUAAUGGAAGGUUAUAUGAGGUGAAAAGGAAAACUGAGUACAAGGAUCUUGAAUUUCAUAAAGAUUUGUUCACUGUGGAGGUCGCAGAUAACAAGAAAGAGUUCAGUUGCACUUGCAGGAAACUAGAUAGGGAUGGCAUUCAUUGUUGUCAUGUUAUUAAGAUUGCUGAAAGCAUUGCUGGUGACAAGAAGGCAGUUACUUUAUUUGCUACAGAGUUUGAAAAACUAAAGGAAAAAAUUACAGAAGAAAUGAAAAAAAAUUCUGAAGGCAAUGCUCAAACCAACCCAGAGAACAUGAUAGGAGGCCAAGGGAGCCCUGCUGGAAGCAACCAAGAGAACGAACCAGCACGUGAAACCCCAAUCUACAAAGACCCCCCACGUGUGAUUAAGAAGAAGUCGAACACAAAGAGAAAAAUUCCAAUUAGAGAGAAGGUGGAAAACCAGAUGAGGGCAUAG
Molecule: messenger RNA, 2007 nt
Organism: Panicum virgatum (switchgrass)
Lineage: Eukaryota; Viridiplantae; Streptophyta; Magnoliopsida; Poales; Poaceae
Product: protein FAR1-RELATED SEQUENCE 5-like
Exons: 3
Coding region: 1-2007 (668 amino acids)
Biological process (GO): regulation of DNA-templated transcription
Molecular function (GO): zinc ion binding
Source: RefSeq, a predicted model, not a curated record